CAUCAACUUCUCCAAUGUGUGUAUAUUUAGUUAAAAGCUACAAUGGCUGCUGACGAUGACGGGAAACAAUCUCUGAAUAUCCGAAACUUACCUAAAGAAGUUUUCAACAAAAUCCUGACUUAUUUACAGUUUCAGGAAGUCAGCGAAAUACGUCUGGUAUGCCACUCAUUUAACGUUGAAGCUCAGGCCAUCCUGAACCAAGGCUUCACUCGUGUCCAUAAAUAUCAUGCAUUUGUACAACGUCAGAUCAAGGGCCAGCUACCAAGAAGGGAGUCAGAACGGCGCAACCACCAAUUAGCUCGUCAUGUUGAUAUUCUCUCUGCUAUCGAAACACGGUUAUCUUUGCUUGGAAUGACAUACCUGAGAUACAUCGACAUGGGCCUUUGUUGCUUUAUACCAGGAAAGGUGUUGGACGAGCUUUACCACAUACUUCAAACACUUCAGUGUACAUGCCAGCCUCCUCGCGCACAUGAGUUCCUCCAGGAGCUGCGAGAUAUAUCUUCCAUGGCCAUGGAGCAUUUUGAAGAGAAAAUUGUGCCUUCAUUGAAACAGAAGAUGCCAAGUGUUCGCCUCACUCUUGGCAACUUUAAUGUCAACUCAGAAUCAGAAGCUGGAACUUCCAGUGCUAUAGUACCACUGAAUAACACCCAGCCUAGUAUUCGAGCCAUUUCCCUAAGGGAAGAGAUCACUAACAUGCAUACACUGAUUCGUUCACACAGCAAUUCCAUGAAGGUUUUCAAACGAGAACUUAAUGAAAUGCAGAGUAAGUACAGCAUGCAGCGCAAAAACUCCAGAGAGCUUGCAAAGAAAGUGCUCGUUCAGAAGAAGCGCUGCAAAAUCCAGAACAAAUGUUUGUCCGACUUGAACACACGACUUCUUGAAGAAGAGCGCAAGGUUGAUGAGCUGAGCAGCAAACUUUUAAGCCAGGGCAAAACAAUGGCGGAACUUAAUGAUAGGGUGAAUGACCAGGGGAGGAAAAUUGCUGAACUAAACCAGAAGCUUGUUUUGUAUGAGGACAAGUUUACUAGUAAAUUACCUUCUUAUGCUGACCUUGAUACCAAAAUCUGUGAAGGGCAUGAGGAGGCAGACUUUGACUCCCCUGGUUGCAAUAGUGUCAGCUCUGUGUCAGAGCACAUAGUGGAUCCAUCUUUAGACCACUUAAGUGAUAUAGCGAACCAGAAAGCCAGAAAGACUAUAAAACGAAGGCUUUCCGUGUCUGAAAAUCAAAGUGACCUACCAAUUACAAAACAUUACAAACAGUAGAACUAACUACUUGCCUGUCUGUCUCUCGCAGACUUGGAAUGUUACCGAAGGAGAAAAAGCAAGAAGAGGGAAAAAAAAAACUGAUAAAAAUUAAAUAUAUAUAUAUAUUA
Molecule: messenger RNA, 1373 nt
Organism: Octopus sinensis (East Asian common octopus)
Lineage: Eukaryota; Metazoa; Mollusca; Cephalopoda; Octopoda; Octopodidae
Product: F-box only protein 28
Exons: 4
Coding region: 43-1263 (406 amino acids)
Biological process (GO): protein polyubiquitination
Molecular function (GO): protein binding
Source: RefSeq, a predicted model, not a curated record